Molecule: messenger RNA, 459 nt
Organism: Morchella sextelata
Lineage: Eukaryota; Fungi; Ascomycota; Pezizomycetes; Pezizales; Morchellaceae
Exons: 9
Coding region: 1-459 (152 amino acids)
Source: RefSeq, a predicted model, not a curated record
AUGCUCGCUCACGGGACAAGAUCCACCGUCACCAGACUAAGUGGUUUCCCUUACAUAAUGUACUCGAUAGCAACAGCACAGCACAAAAUAGCACCAUUCACAUCCACAUAUCUAUCCACAUAUCCACAUCCGCAUCCAACCACGAUUUGCCCUAUGGCGGCGGGCGACGGAUGGGUACAUUUGUCAACUUGCGCGCCGGUGAACAUCUACAUACUAGUAGAUUGCCGAGCUCAGACAGACGGAGCGAAACGAAACCUCGGAUCCCCGAGACAAUCGUUUUUGUGUUUUGUCGGGAUUGGUGAAAUCGAAUCUGAUCUGAUGGAGGAUAUGGGAAAUGUUCCUGUGAACCGAGAACCAAUUUGUUGGGGCUAUUUGGCCAUUAUCUCUGCAGCUCGGGCGAACGAAAAAGAUUUGUUGCUGUUACGUAGAGGGAACGAUCGUCACAUACGGCGGGGAUAG